AUGAAGUUUUCACGGUGUAAUCUAAUGGCUUCCGUAACGGCCGCUACCUCUCUUCUUGCAGGCAACGCCAUUGCCUUUGUGAACCGCCCAUUACACCAUGGCAUGCCUCAUGUCAGGACUUCUGUAGCCUACCGAACCAACACGGAGAACGAUGUCUUGGAAACCACUAGUUCUACGGCAGCUCCUUUGGCUCCAGAGUCGUUUCUGUGGGAAGAUCCUACCGAAACUCUCUGGAAUGGCCAAAAACAACAGCACAACGGCAGGCAGGAACCUCCUUCUGUCGCCGAACUGGCGCAACGGUUGGAAAGUAGCUACCGAUUGGAUCACGAUCCUUCCUUGGUCGAGUUUGUCCCUUCGGAACGGUACAAUCAUGUCCCCAAGGUCAACGAUCACGAAGUUCCACAAGACGACGACCAUUAUCCCUAUGCUGCCAUGCUGCAAGGCAGUGCGCAUUAUAUCGCCAAUCAUUUGGGAGAGAUUGCUGUCUUUUACAUUCCGGGAGAAUGGUUGCACAAACCCAAUCAACUCUUUGAUAGCUUUUUGGAAGACGUGUCUCUGGCAAGACUCAUGGGCAUGAAGAUUGUACUCGUGGCCGAUUGUCGCCUCGAAAACGAUGCAUCGUGUGGACAAGACAUUUAUGACCACCCUCAUGAAUGUCACAAUAGUUUGAGGGUCACAACCGACGAAAACAUGAGACAAAUGGAAGAGGAAGCGGGAUACAUUCGAUUCGAAGUCGAACGCAAAAUGAAUCGGUUCCUCAAGAAGCACUUGGUCUACGACCGAAACGAUCAAGAAGGCAACGUCGUGGGAGGCAACAUGUUCUAUUCGGCGCGAGCUUUCGGUAAAGUCCCCGGUAGUGACGAAGACUUUGAGCACACUGGGUUUGUCCAACGAGUCUACACGGAUAACAUUCGUCAAGCAUUGGAUAACAAUGAUGUGGUCCUCUUGACUACCGUCGGAUGCAGUAUGCAAGGCGAAUCGGUCAAUGUCAACGGGCAGCACUUGGCUGCAUCGGUGGCAGCUAGUUUGAACGCCUACAAGCUCAUUUACAUGGCCAAUCAAGGUUCGGUCUUGUCCGAAAAGGAAUCCCAAGGCAAAUUCUUUCAAGAGAUCCCCCUCAGUUUUGCCCAACAGCUUUGUGACUACCACAAGGUCCGGGUACACAAGACGGGAUUUGCCAAUUUUGAACACGCCCGACAACGGCUUCCACCCAGAGCCGUCGAACUUUUGCUGAAUCUGGCGUGGGGAUCCUGGGCCAUUGAUCAAGGGGUGACCCGAGCACACGUCGUCAACCCCAAAGAUGGGGCGCUCUUGGAAGAGUUGUUUACUUCCAAGAAUGGUGCCAACACCUGCUUGUAUCAUGACGACGAGAACCUGACGGAAGACGAUGCAGGGUGGUUGGAUGCAGAAGAUACCGACGAUUGGAACGAGUUCUUUUCCGAGGCAGCAGCUCAGGAAACGCUGUGA
Messenger RNA from Seminavis robusta, 1467 nucleotides. Lineage: Eukaryota; Bacillariophyta; Bacillariophyceae; Naviculales; Naviculaceae. The record is from the annotation of a GenBank genome assembly.